UGAUGUCACACAGCAAGGAGUUGGGAGCAACAGUACUAACUUCCCUCCUAGACUCAGAGCCUACAGGUGGAUGCUGGGGUGGAGGUCGAGCUUUUGAAACUCUAUAGGCCUACAAAUGGCAGCAAGCAAGCAUAGCUUGUAUGAGCAGUGUGGCAGCAGGAUGGCUAAAUAAAUUAACCCUCAGAUAUGACAGCCAAGACCCAAAUUUCUAUGAAGUGUUCAUUAAAAAUCCAGACAGAGACUUCUACCUUUCACUCUUUGACCAUUAUGCAAAGAAGGGUGAACCAGUGUGUGAACCAGUGAGUGAACCAGUGUGGACCUGUGAAAUUCAAGAAGCUGACUAUCCAAACUCUGGUCAUUCAGAAGCUGCAGCAUCAUCAGCUGGACCAGCUGGUGCUACAGUGAGAGCUUUGGGAUCCUCAAGUGGAGCAACUGGUGGAAAUACUUUGACUGAAGGCAGGUCCACAGAGGAACAAAGUGUGGAUGAACUAUCUGCACUGGUCCAGAAAGCAGCAACAAUCACAACGAUUAAAGAGAAGCUUUUGAAAAUGCUGCAACGUUUGAGAGAGGAAAAAUUCGAAGACUUCAAGUGGUUUUUGCAGGACAGAGACCUCAUCCCGGCAGAACUCCCGUGCAUCCCACAGAGCAAACUCGAGAAGGCAGACAGGAAACAUGUGGUGGAUCUGAUGGAGCAGACCUACAGCCAACAAGCUGCAGAGGUGACCAAGAUGCUUUUCAAGAAAAUAAACAGGAACGAUCUGGUGAAGCAGUUGUGAGACACCAGCUCAGGAUCCAAAGCCAAAAACAAUAAACAAAUAAAAACACAGAAGUGGCCUGUUGAGUGGCAAAAACAAUCCCAUUUUUGCUGCUAACCUAAUUAAUUAGAAUAUUACAGAACAUUUGGACCUGAUCAAACAAACAGUUAAAGGAGUAUUUUACAAGUCUUCCCAUAUUUUAUUUUAUUUCUCAGUGAUCCACUCAUCAGUUGCAGCACUACUGCUAUCUCUAGCACUGAGGAGGACAAGAGGAAAUCAAGAAACAGAGCUGUCCAAAGUUUUUAAGACACAAGUGUAAAAUUAUUGCAUCGUGACUAUUUUUAACUAUGAAAACAAAAUGCAACAAAUCAAAUACAGAGGGUGAUUUAUUUUAGCCUUUGUUAUAACAACAAGAACAUGUGAUGUUUAGAUCAGGUGGCUCAUUCAAGUUUUUUAGCAGCAGAGUGUGUGAAAGACUUAAAGUCCUGACAAAUAAUGUAAAUAUAUUUAUCAGUUGAAAGAUCUUAAAGGGAAAAGAGAAAUGAAGAGAAUCAUCAUUUGUUCUGAUGUUACCAAAGAAAAAUCAUAUAACAGUAUUUCAUCUUGAAAAAAUGUUUAUGUUGAUUAUUGAGGUCAUAGUGUUUGGUGAUGUUUCGCAUUAUAUUAAAAGAUGUUUCUAAUAUUCUUCCCCCCUCAUGUAUGUAAACGGGGGGUGGACAAAAUAUUAGAAACACCUUUUAAUAUAAUGCAGUCCAGAACAACAA
Messenger RNA from Thunnus maccoyii (southern bluefin tuna), 1519 nucleotides. RefSeq lists its product as uncharacterized. The coding region runs from base 141 to 776 and encodes 211 amino acids. The transcript has 7 exons. Lineage: Eukaryota; Metazoa; Chordata; Actinopteri; Scombriformes; Scombridae. The record is from RefSeq and is a predicted model, not a curated record.